Messenger RNA from Monodelphis domestica (gray short-tailed opossum), 2722 nucleotides. Its product is annotated as olfactory receptor 5M3. The record is from RefSeq and is a predicted model, not a curated record. Gene Ontology annotation, cellular component: membrane. Gene Ontology annotation, biological process: G protein-coupled receptor signaling pathway. Gene Ontology annotation, molecular function: G protein-coupled receptor activity; olfactory receptor activity. Lineage: Eukaryota; Metazoa; Chordata; Mammalia; Didelphimorphia; Didelphidae.
UGUGUGAGGUUGGAUUUGAACUCAGCAAGGUAAGUCUUCCUGACACCAGGCCCAGCUGAAGCAAUAUUUAGGAAAAAAUAUAAAUGAAAAAUGAACUAAUGAUGCAUAUCUUUAUCAACUGUCUUUAUAUCAUUAGGCAACAGAGAGAAGCAUAUCUCUAUCAAGGACAGAUUUCAGAAAAUGCUCAAUUUCACUGAUGUGACAGAAUUUAUUCUUCUUGGACUAACAAGUCACAGGGAAUUACAAGUUGUCUUCUUUGUCAUCUUUCUAAUGGUUUAUAUAAUCACCAUUUUUGGAAAUAUUGGCAUGAUUAUACUAAUCAAAGUCAGUCCCCAACUCAGCAGCCCCAUGUACUUUUUCCUCAGUCACCUGUCUUUUGUGGAUGUGUGGUUCUCCACCAAUGUUACUCCCAAAAUGCUAGAAAAUUUAAUAUCAGAGACUAAAACAAUUUCCUAUGCCAGUUGCUUAGUUCAAUGCUUUUUCUUCAUUGCCCUUGUCCAUGUAGAAAUAUUUAUUUUGGCUGUGAUGGCUUUUGAUCGAUACAUGGCAAUUGGUAACCCUUUGCUUUAUGGCAGUAAGAUGUCAAGAACUGUCUGCAUCCGAUUGAUCUCUUUCCCAUAUAUAUAUGGUUUCCUCACUAGUUUGGCAGCAACACUGUGGACUUAUGGAUUGUAUUUUUGUGGCAAUAUUGAAAUCAACCACUUCUAUUGUGCAGACCCUCCACUUAUCAAAAUGGCUUGUGGUGGAACAUAUGUAAAGGAGUAUACAAUGAUCAUUCUCGCUGGUAUCAAUUUCACAUACUCCUUAUCUGUCAUAAUUAUUUCUUAUCUGUUUAUUCUCAUUGCUAUCCUCCGAAUGCGUUCUGCAGAAGGAAGGAGGAAAGCAUUCUCUACUUGUGGAUCCCAUCUGACAGCAGUAGUUAUAUUUUAUGGGACACUCAUCUUCAUGUAUCUUAGGCGCCCCACUGAGGAAUCGGUGGAGCAGGGGAAAAUGGUGGCUGUGUUCUAUACUACAGUAAUUCCCAUGCUGAAUCCCAUGAUCUAUAGCCUGAGAAACAAAGAUGUGAAAGAAGCCAUGAUAAGACUGAUAAGCAAAACAUGUUCAGCCAAGUAAAAAUAGUCUCUAUCCUUCUAAGUCCUGUGAACAUUUGAGCUUCUUUGGGGAUUGUGUUUAUAUGUACAAAUGAAUCAUCAUGAUUCCCUAGAUUUUGGUUCCAUUAUUUUAAGGGGUAAAAGAAGAAACAAAGAGAAAUUCAUCCUCUUAAGCUCCAGACAAGGCAUCUAUGUAACUAUUGAUUAUCUACAUGAAUGUAACUUCUGUAGCACAUUAAUAUUGUAAUAAAAAAAAUAACAAACAGACAUAUCAGUGGUGAAGUUACCAACCUCUUCAAGUCUAGUCAACAAACAUUUAUUAACCACCAACACUGCAACACUCAACAAUAAAAGUAUGCAGAAAAGCAAAACAAACAAAAAAGCCUUGAAGUCCCCACCUUUAAGGAGAUAGCUGUCUAAUGGAAAGACAACAUUCAAAUAACUCUGUACAAACUAUUUGUAGGUUUGUGCAUAUGACAAAUUGUACAUAAUCACAGAAGGAACUGAUUAAUAUUAAAGGGGAUCAGAAAAGACUCUGUAUAAGUUGGGGUUUUAACUUGUACCUUAGAGAAACCAAGAGUUGGAGAUGAGGAAAGAGAGAGCAUUUCAAACAUGGGGAAUGAUCAAUGAAAAUCCCUCAAAUCAGGAGAUGGAGUUUCUUGUGUAAUGAACAGAAAAGACACAAAUGUUAUGGUAUGUAUGUAGAGGGGAAAUGGUUUGAGAAAACAAGAAGAAUGGGAAGGGUUCAGAUAAUAUGGGGCCGUUAGAGCAAAUUAAAUUAUUUUAGAUUUCAUUUUGAGACUAAUAGGAAGCAAUGGAAGUUCAAAAAAUGUUUUCUUUUAAAAAGAUCAUUUGAAAGGAAGAAAUAAAAAAUGUGGGGAAAUACAAGUUUGCAGAGUAAAGAUACAGAAGGUUGGAUGGAUUGCAAAAAAACAGAAGGUGCAGAAGGGAUGCUUAGAAUUCUGAGAGUGUUCUGAGGUGGUUGAAAAACUGCCAGCCUGGGAGAAGAGUUUGGGAAAAAGCAGUGGGAGACUACACAGCUCCUGAGAGUGCCUCUUCUCUGAUCAUGCUUCACUUUGUCCUGCAUACUUGGUUGGAUCCUGUCCAAUCUAAUAUUGUUCCUGCCAGGAUUUCCUGAUCUAAAAGCCAUCUGUUUAACUACAUGAAAGAUAAAACACCAUCUUGAUUAAUUUGAUCUUCAAAGUUACCUCUGUCACCUGACUCCUGAUCUGGCUACUAGAUUUACAAUAUCACAAAAGAUUAAUUUGGAUGGGUUCAGGUUAGAGCAGUUAGACAGGAAUUUGGGGACAUUGGACAGAGAGGGAGAUAAGAGCAACUCUGACUUUGUUGGAGGCUGAAGAGAUCUUUACAGUUCAGUGGGUUCUGGGAUAGUGAGGGUGUAUUAUGCUAGGGAAAUUCCUUAUCCCUCCAUUCCUUACCAAAUCCUAAUUAUAAGCCUGCAGUUGUUAAGAUCAAGAAGUCAGAUUGGCUUCUCUCAGAGCUCUAGGAUUGAGGGUAGUCAUCUUGCCCUUAGGCCAGGGAGAAGAAGCUACUACAAACUGCACUUUUAAAACCUUAUUUAAGGGUCAAUAAAUAAUCUUUCAGUAUUCUAAGUGAGGUGAGAGACUGGC